GUCUGUAGUCGCAGCAGCAGCAGCAGCGAGCAGAGGAAGCCAGGGCAAGCGAGCCUCCACCACGAUCAGAGAGCGGCUCAUCGCGUGCAGCCGAGCCGUCAUGAGCCGGUCAGCGGGAGUCGGUGCCGCCGGGGAGGAGGAGGAGGCCGGGUAGGAGGAAGAGGGGGAGAGAGACAGAGAGAGAAAAGGCUUUGUUCUAAUUAAAUGUCUCUCGCUCUCUGUCUGCAUCAUGCUGUACUUCCAGCUGGUGAUCAUGGCCGGGACCGUCAUGCUGGCCUACUACUUCGAGUACACCGACACCUUCAGCGUGCACGUGCAGGGCUUUUUCUGCUACGACACCACGUACACUAAGCCCUACCUGGGACCGGAGGACAGCAGCGCCGUCCCGCCCGUCCUGCUCUACGCCCUGGUGGCCGGGCUGCCCACGCUGCUGAUCACAUUAACAGAGACUGUGCUGUUCCUGGUCCAGUACACGUCCAAAGAGUUCGACCGGUCAGAGAAGACCGUGGCCACCGGGGACUGCUGUUACCUCAACCCGCUGGUGCGCAGGACCUUCCGCUUCCUCGGAGUUUACACCUUUGGCCUCUUCACCGUCGACAUCUUUGUCAAUGCAGGCCAGGUAGUGACAGGGAACCUGGCACCCUAUUUCCUGACGGUCUGUAAGCCCAACUACACGGCACUGGGCUGCCAGCAGGCCCUGCGCUACAUCAGCCACCAGGAGGCCUGCACAGGAAACCAGGACGACAUCCUGCGCGCCCGCAAGACCUUCCCAUCCAAGGAGGCCGCACUCAGUGUCUACGCCGCACUCUACCUGGCUAUGUAUGUGACGUGCACGGUGCAGGCGAAGGGCACUCGUCUGGCCAAGCCGGUGCUGUCUCUCGGGCUCAUGUGUCUGGCCUUUCUCACCGGUCUGAACCGUGUGGCUGAAUACCGCAACCACUGGUCGGACGUCAUCGCUGGCUUCAUCAUAGGCACUGCCAUCGCCACUUUCCUGGUGGUGUGUGUGGUCCAUAACUUCAAAGGCAAGUUACUGCUGAGCGAAGAGUCACCAGCGGAGCAGCGGCCCAACACAGCCAUGCUUAACAUGGGCCGGAUGGAGAGUCCUCUGGAGAAGUACAUCGCCUCACAGAAUCACAUCGCCUUCGCUGAGGUCACAUGACGUGGAGUCGGCCGUGUGGCAGACCCAUUGGACGUCCACGCUCUUCACCGUCCAAUCCAGCUAACAGGAGUGCAGCGCUAAAACCCAUUCUCUGUGUGUGUCUGGUCUGCGGUAUGUUGUUCUAUGUUGUCUUUAUCAGGCCCCUGUUGUCAUUUGCAGCUUCGUGUAUUCAACGAAAAAAAAAAGAAAGAAAGAAGAGUCAGUAACCCGGCGGGACAGGCCGCUUCUGCUUUCUCCAUCUAUGCACUUAUUCUGAAUUCUUGUUUGACUCUCGCCUCCCAAAUGAAGCUUGUUGAGAGGCAAACCUGGAGCGGACUUGUUGCACGCUGUGGGACACUAGAGGCACAAGUGAAGAACUGGAUUGCACCAUCUCAACUCUGCCAAGGUCAAAUAUGUUCUCAUGCUUUGGUUUUGUUGUGUGCAAAAAGAGAAAGAUGAAAACCCUCUUUUGUCCUGUUGCUGACGUUUUGAUUUUGCUGUCAUCACCUUUAUACCGUUCAAAAGACUGUUGUGAAUAUCAGAUUAUGACAGUGACAGCUGGGCCCAUAUUUAUCAAACUCAUUAAUGAGAAAUUCUGGAUUUAAAUGAAAGAUAAAAAAUAGUUCACUCACACACAUAAGAAUAAAAGCCAUUGAUAUAAUUUAUUUUGACUUAAAACAGUCUUGAAUUUAAGAGAGCUCCCGAGGGAAGAGUAGCAUCAUAGCAUCCCAGAUGGAUGUGAUGUAGAGAUGAAGGAAAGCAGUGGUAUAAUUCAGAAUUAUGUGGUCUGUCUGUCACUGCUGCUUUCUUGUAAAGUGUUUUUGACAGGAUGUUACACCACUUUUUCUGUUCCUCAGGAGUGCAGGUGACAUGGAUAAGGUUAGGCCAGUAUUUAUGACAGCGACAUUUUGGCUUGCAUCUUGCUUAUAUCAGUGGAGGCAAAAUAAAUGUGAGCCGGGAUUCUCUGCAACUCAGUUGCCAGAAAAAAUGUUGGCAUUGUGCAUUGCUGCAAACCUCAGAUAUGUUUGUGUUGUAUUGUAUAACAUACAUUUGUACGUUGUUAUGUAGCGAAUACAUUAAAACCUUAGUUUUCUUUACAUUUCAACAGUGUUUUGGUUAAUGUUUGAUUAGGUUUGACACAAAAAAGACUUAGUUAUGGUUAGAAAAAUUCAUGUUUUGCCUUAAAAUACCGGGUUGUGGCAGCUAAAAAGCUGCUGGAAAAUGCACCAAUGUCUCUGUGGGAAAAAAAAAAAACGUUUUUCAGUCAGGAACUCUUUAGUCGAAGAAAGCUUUAUUUCCAUUUGCAGUAUUUAAUUUGGUGGUAUUGCUCUGUUCUGGGACCACUCUGCCUUUCCUCGGGCCUACGCAGAAAGCCUAAGGUGGAGAGAGCACCCCUCUCUGCCCAUCCACGUGCCUACUGUACGUCGAAAGCCUUAAGGCAGAGAGAACAAACCUCCCUGCCCUUCCAUGUGUCUACAUGGAAAGCCUAAGGCAGGGAGAGCAGCAGCAAAGACCCCCAGGAACAGAACAGAGCAGCAUCAAUGACAAACAGAGAUGACAUUGAUAAGUCAGACACAGCAUGAAAAGGAGGAGCUGGGGUGGAGACAGGUUGCAGAGCAGCUUGCAGAGGAAGCAGCAACAGUAGGCAGGACAGAGCAGCUUAAAUAGGGUGCCGUGAAUGGGAUUUGCCAACUGGUUGCAGAGAAAGGAAUCAUGUGAUCUAUCAGCUGACUCCCUUCAUCAAUCAGCUGGAGAUCAGCUGAUGUAGCUGGGAUGUGAGCUGAGCUUGACAUUGUGUCCUGCCUGAACUAACGCUGUGCUCAAUUUUUGUGAGCCUGUCCCGGCAGGAAAUGCAGCGAUGUCUCUGUAAAAAACAUUUACUUUUACUGGCUAAAAAAAUGUGGGUGCUGCAGCAAGACUCACCUGAAAACAACUGGGUUUGUUUGUCGGUCUCGAGCGGUGGUCUGCAGCCUGACUGAUGCGUCACCUAGGUGCUACGCCAUCCGCCAUCCCCUUCAACACCGAUAACAAAGUCAGAUCAAAUGCUGAUAUGAUACAUAUGAAAUGUACAGAUGUACAAUGCCAACAUUUUCUUCUGGUGACUGGGCUGUUCUCUCCCUCACCAUCAGUCAGUUUGCAGUCAGUCAUGAGACAGGAAUCUACAGCUCCAGUUUGUCUCUUGAAGCAACCUUUUGUCUGGUUAGUGACUGAGCUAGUGGGCUUGCUAACUGGCAGUUAGCUUGCUAGCUAGUUGUGAGCAGUUAUCAGUUAGCUUGCCAGACAAGCAGUUUACCAACUAGACCCAGGUGGUUCCUCCAAGCCUCCUGCACCCCUUAUUUAAAAGGGCCUGCAACUGAACUUUGCUGCGCUGCCUCUUGUAUUCCGCAGGCUCGAAGGCUGGAAUUGAUUUGUUUUCUGUCUCUUUCCAUAAACCUGUUAUUCUUCAUUCAUCACUUUUUCUAGAUUCGUCUUGUCAUGUUUUCUCAGAUGUACAAGUCGUACCAGCAGCAGAAUUUCCUCCAUGGCUCCAGUUUGGCUUCUUUUGUUUCCAUUAAACAAUUUCCUCUAAAUUCAACGAUGCUUGUUAUUAAGGCUGUAACAUGUUUCUCCCACCUACUCCC
Molecule: messenger RNA, 3759 nt
Organism: Epinephelus moara (kelp grouper)
Lineage: Eukaryota; Metazoa; Chordata; Actinopteri; Perciformes; Serranidae
Gene: plppr5b
Product: phospholipid phosphatase related 5b
Exons: 6
Coding region: 230-1159 (309 amino acids)
Biological process (GO): signal transduction; phospholipid dephosphorylation; phospholipid metabolic process
Molecular function (GO): phosphatidate phosphatase activity
Source: RefSeq, a predicted model, not a curated record